AUGGAUGGAAAUAAUACUUCACAAGUACCAUAUGUAGAGGAAGAUGACUUAAUUGCAUCCAAUGAAGUAGACCUAGAAUUAGAUGAUAGAGAUAUUCUGAAAACAGGAAUGAUAUUCAGUUGCUACGGUGUUAUGUAUGAUUAUUGCAAAUAUUAUGCUAUGAAGACAGGUUGGGCAAUCAGAACAAGAUCUAACUCAAAAAGAGAUGGCGCACUUAAGUAUGUCCAGCUUGUAUGUUUAAGAGCGUUCAGAGGUAAAUCCCUUAAAGAAAGUGAGCCCAAAUCUUCGCAGAUAACUGGGUGUUCUACACGUAUUCGAGCGGUGCUCAACUCAGAUGGAGAGUACAAAUUGACCACAAUAUGUCUAGAGCACAAUCAUCAUUUGUGCCCAGAAGCAACCAGACGUAUAAGACAAUAUAGGGGGCUGGAUCAACAUUCAAAACAUAGGUUUUCUUCUAAUCAAGAUGCUGGUGUUCGACCUUCCAAAAACAUUCAUGCUAUACUGACCGAAAAAGGUGGAUACGCCAAUUUGGGAUACACCGUGAAAGAUGCACAAAACUUCAUUAAUAAGAGAACAACUUUGAAGCUUCAGAGUGGUGAUGCAGAUGCCCUUCACAGAUACUUUAUUAUGAUGCAAAAGAAUAAUCCUGAGUUUUUUUAUUCUAUUGAUGUUGAUGACGAAGGUCGACUAAGGAACGUCUUUUGGGCUGAUGCUAGGAGUAGAGCAGCUUGUGAAGAUUUUGGAGAUGUUAUCACUUUUGACACCACUUGUUUAACCAACAAAUAUGAUAUGCCAUUUGCUCCUUUUGUUGGAGUAAAUCAUCAUGGUCAAUCUAUCUUAUUAGGUUGUGGUUUAUUAUGUGAUGAGACUACAAUGUCAUUUAUAUGGCUAUAUGAAGAAUGGAAAAAAUGCAUGAAGGGAAAAUCUCCAAAUGCUAUAAUUACUGAUCAGUGUGCAGCAAUGAAAAACGCUAUUGUGGUCGUGUUUCCAGAUGCUAAACAUCGAUGGUGA
Fragaria vesca subsp. vesca is the source of this 1011-nucleotide messenger RNA. Its product is annotated as protein FAR1-RELATED SEQUENCE 8-like. The record is from RefSeq and is a predicted model, not a curated record. The transcript has a single exon. Lineage: Eukaryota; Viridiplantae; Streptophyta; Magnoliopsida; Rosales; Rosaceae. Bases 1 to 1011 code for a protein of 336 amino acids.